CCAUCCUCUGUUGGCUGUGUUUAUUUCUGCGUAAGUCCAAGUCAGCCCACUUCCAAGCAAAACCCUUGCCAUUUUCUCUUCACUCUCACCGCGAGAAACAGCUCGUGUCUCAGGCUUCUUCUCACCCUCGUAAAACGGCAUUUCUCCCCUAACAAAACGACAGCCCCACCCCCAUUUUCUCUAUCCCCUCUAAGGCAUGCUACUCUCUCUCUUUUUCGGUCUCCUCGCUCAGCUUUUCCAUCUCUCUAUCACAUCCAUUAGAUAAACCCGUUGACUUUUUUUCCUUCCUCCUUUGAUUUUUAGAGACUCUAAAAAAGAUUUUUUUUAUUUUAUUUUUUAAGCGGUGCAAAAUAGUAUCAGAUAAUGGACCAAGCGGUUCUCGAUGAUAUUAUCAGGCGUCUUUUAGAGGUGAGGGGCAAGCCCGGCAAGCAGGUUCAGUUGUCGGAGGCCGAGAUCCGGCAGCUUUGUGUCGUUUCUAGAGAGAUUUUCGUGCAACAGCCUAAUUUGUUGGAGCUUGAAGCACCCAUCAAGAUUUGUGGUGACAUCCAUGGUCAAUAUUCUGAUCUUCUAAGGCUGUUUGAAUAUGGUGGAUUACCACCGAAUGCAAACUACUUGUUUUUGGGGGAUUAUGUUGAUCGAGGCAAGCAAAGUCUGGAGACAAUAUGUCUUCUCCUUGCAUACAAGAUAAAAUAUCCUGAGAACUUCUUCCUCUUGAGGGGAAACCAUGAAUGUGCUUCUAUAAACCGCAUAUAUGGUUUUUAUGAUGAGUGUAAGAGAAGAUUUAAUGUUAGGUUAUGGAGGAUAUUCACAGAAUGUUUUAAUUGCUUGCCAGUGGCAGCUCUAAUUGAUGAGAAGAUUCUCUGCAUGCAUGGAGGUCUUUCUCCUGACCUGCAUAAUUUGGAUGAGAUUAGAAACUUGCAACGCCCCACUGAUGUACCAGACACAGGUUUGCUUUGUGAUCUUCUCUGGUCAGAUCCCAGUAAAGAUGUUCAAGGUUGGGGAAUGAAUGACAGGGGAGUUUCAUAUACCUUUGGUCCUGACAGAGUGACAGAGUUUCUCGAGAAGCAUGAUUUGGAUCUCAUUUGUCGUGCUCACCAGGUUGUGGAGGAUGGAUAUGAGUUCUUUGCCAACAGGCAACUUGUAACUAUAUUUUCAGCGCCUAAUUAUUGUGGGGAAUUUGAUAAUGCUGGUGCCAUGAUGAGUGUGGAUGAGACUCUAAUGUGCUCUUUCCAAAUAUUAAAGCCUGCUGAUAAAAAGUCAAAAUUUAACUUUGGGAGCACUGCCACAACAAAGCCUGGAAACACUUCUGGCGUUGGUGUUUUUGGGAGUACAACUACAGCCAAGCCUGGAAACUCACCAGCAGGAGUAAAGUCAUUCCUGGGUGCAAAAGUAUGACAAGUAGACUUCUGGUUAGAGUCCAAGCAUAGUUGGGUCAUGAGCACACCAAGAUUGUUAUGACAGGAAAUUUGAGGUCCAUUUUAGUUUCAAUAUAAUUUGCUGAAAUUGUAUAAAAUGGAAGAGAGAAAAAUAGAAAACUAAUGCGAAAGACUAUUUUCCCGUUUUAUAAAGUUGGGUAUGAAGAUAGAAGGCUGUUCUCCUUCUCUUCCUGGUUGUACACUAAUAGCUGCUAGACUUGCUGCUAUGAAUUAUUUCCAUGUUGCCCUUAAUUUUUAAAUGUUUAGCUCAUCUCUGAGAUGAUGAAGAAUGCCAAAACAUUUUACUC
Hevea brasiliensis (rubber tree) is the source of this 1723-nucleotide messenger RNA. RefSeq names its product serine/threonine-protein phosphatase PP1. Gene Ontology annotation, cellular component: nucleus; cytoplasm. The transcript is spliced from 4 exons. Gene Ontology annotation, molecular function: protein serine/threonine phosphatase activity. The coding region runs from base 364 to 1395 and encodes 343 amino acids. The record is from RefSeq and is a predicted model, not a curated record. Lineage: Eukaryota; Viridiplantae; Streptophyta; Magnoliopsida; Malpighiales; Euphorbiaceae.